Selaginella moellendorffii is the source of this 2133-nucleotide messenger RNA. RefSeq names its product transcription factor bHLH30. The record is from RefSeq and is a predicted model, not a curated record. Lineage: Eukaryota; Viridiplantae; Streptophyta; Lycopodiopsida; Selaginellales; Selaginellaceae. Gene Ontology annotation, molecular function: DNA-binding transcription factor activity; protein dimerization activity. Bases 677 to 1837 code for a protein of 386 amino acids. The transcript has 2 exons. Gene Ontology annotation, biological process: regulation of DNA-templated transcription.
UCUUUCUUUCUCUCUCUGGUGCUAUUUCGAUCGAUCGAGCGUUCUUGCGCUCUCGAUUUCAUGCUGUGUCUAUCGAUUGUUCGCGAUAGAGGCGUCUCAUCGAGCCUGCUCCUCCUGCUGCGAUCUUACGAGGGUUUUGUGAGGGUUUCCGAGAUUGUUUUCGAGUAGUACUUCACUUCCAGGUGAGAGAUCCCAUGGAGAUUGUGGCAUUCGACGCGCUAGGCGGCUGCAAUCGACCGGCGCAGUAGCCCGGGCUGGACAGGAAUUCCGUGAAUCCACGAAGACGGAGCAGCAGUACCGGCGUCGGGGCUCCGGAUCGCCGAAAUUCUCUUUGCUCAUGGCACAGGUCGGGCCGAGGUCUUGGAACCGUGACCGUGUUCACGCCGAGAACAAGAAUGCGAGCGAAGAAAAUCGCGAGUAGGCGUCAGAGAAAUCCAAGGUAGGCUCGUGAUAUUGCGGCUCAUCCUAUCUUUUUCCUACGCCCGGGGCUCUCGGAUCGCAUCGCGCGCCUCUCCAUCUCCAUGGUGGAGUCUUCUCGCCAGAAAGCCAGAAGAAUGCGAGCUCCCAAGAGCAAGAUCUAGGGGGAGGCACUGCAAUCUCCGCGCGUAUCCCCUGCUGAGAAGAAAAUUCCGGUGUGGAGGCUUGGAGAUUUGCGAAGGUUUCGAGCAAGCCAGCCAUGGGAGGCCCAUCGACGAACAAUGUGGACGUGGGAUUUCCCUUUGUAGACUCGUCCGGCUUGGGUAUGACGUACGCAGGCUUCUCCAAGCUCAAGCAGGAGCUCCCUGCUAGUCUCGUCACUGCCGCGGGCCACUCGAGCUCUCGUCCGCCAUGGACGAUACCUCCUCUCGGCCCUGGCUGUACAGCAGCGCAAGCCACUUCCACCGCCGCAUUCCCAGAGCUCGCGGUAGCAUCGUCGCAGCACGGCCAGUUCGUCACAAAGCAGGAUCACGUCUCCUCUCUACUGCACGCUAGCGGUGGCGGUGGCGGUGGUGGUUCUUCCGCUCCUGGCCGCUUCCACGAUCUACACGGCUCCUCCUCGCCCUUCUCGACACUCCCUUACGAUCUCUACAAGUCUGGGGCGCUGGCUUCCUCCUCGUCGAGCGGCUAUGGAGUGGGGUUGAGCUACAAGGACCGUGGCAGGCACCACUACCCUCUGCAGUACAAUGGGGGGUCCCUUGUUCUGGAUCACAACCGGAGCGAGCUUAUCAAUCUGUCGAAGAUGACCCCGCAAGAGAUAAUUGAUGCAAAGGCGCUGGCAGCAUCCAAGAGCCACAGCGAAGCGGAGCGAAGGAGACGUGAGCGAAUAAACAACCAUCUCAACACUUUGCGGGGCCUUCUCCCGAGCACCACCAAGACAGACAAAGCGUCGCUGCUGGCCGAGGUGAUCGAGCACGUCAAAGAUCUCAAGCGACAGGCCGCGGAGAUUGCCGAGGGCGGGCCGGUCCCGACGGACGUAGACGAGCUCAAGGUGGACACGGACGCGUCCAGCAGCGAUGGCAACUUCGUGCUCAAGGCGUCGCUGUGCUGCGAGGACCGCCCCGACCUCCUCUCGGAUCUCACCAAGGCGCUGCGGACGCUCAAGCUCAGGACGCUCAAGGCCGAGAUCGCGACGCUGGGUGGGCGCGUCAAGAAUGUGAUCCUCAUCGGCAAGGACCACAGCGACGAACAAGGCGGCGCCGCCAUGGAAUCCAGCAGUGAUGGGACCGGCGACCGGCCGAGCGUGAGCUGCGUCCAAGAGGCACUGAGGGCAGUGAUCGAGCGAUCUAGCGAGCUCUCGACGUCGGCCUACGGCUCUAGCAAGCGCCAGAAGAUGGGCUCAUCCUCCUCGUCCUACUAAAUAACGGUGAUCGAUCCGAGCUCUAUAGAUCUCUCUCGAGACAAAGGUAUGUUUCGUGUUCGUUGCUUCCGUUGUCUUCUGGUGUGAUCGUGUAUCUCCUUGUUAUUCUCUUCCCUUUCUUUCUUUGCUUUUCUUUCGUCCUGGCUCCUCUCCUUCCUUUUGGUUUUGUAUUGGUUUGUGGUGUUUUGUGUUGGUAUUUGAAUAAGCGUUUCUGGGUAUAUGCGUGGCAUUCCAUCAUGGUUGCCAGCACUGCUUUAUUCUUUUUUUGUUUUUCUCUAAAAAGAUGAAGUUGACUA